AUGCGGUGGUCGGCCACUGUUUUACGACUUGCAGAUGAUUUGGGAACAUCAUCGGAUGAGAUGGAGAGAGGUGACAAUCCGAAAUCAAUACAAUGUUAUAUGCACGAAACUGGUGCAUCAGAGGAAGAUGCCCGGGAUCACAUCAAAUACUUGAUUGGAAAGACGUGGGAGAAGAUGAAUGAAGAGCGAUUGGCAGAUUCUCCCUUCUCCAAAAUUCUUGUUGAAAUUGCAAUGAAUAUUGCUAGGGUAUCCCAGUGCAUGUACCAAUACGGAGAUGGCCAUAGUACUCAAGGUCAAGAAACUAAAGACCGAGUGUUAUCUCUGUUUAUCAAUCCUGUUCCGCUUGAAUAUUAA
Messenger RNA from Rhododendron vialii, 354 nucleotides. RefSeq names its product myrcene synthase, chloroplastic-like. NCBI's taxonomy places the organism in Eukaryota, Viridiplantae, Streptophyta, Magnoliopsida, Ericales, Ericaceae. The record is from RefSeq and is a predicted model, not a curated record. Bases 1 to 354 code for a protein of 117 amino acids. The transcript is spliced from 2 exons. Gene Ontology annotation, molecular function: terpene synthase activity; magnesium ion binding.